Messenger RNA from Penicillium psychrosexuale, 1515 nucleotides. RefSeq lists its product as uncharacterized. The transcript has 2 exons. Bases 1 to 1515 code for a protein of 504 amino acids. Lineage: Eukaryota; Fungi; Ascomycota; Eurotiomycetes; Eurotiales; Aspergillaceae. The record is from RefSeq and is a predicted model, not a curated record.
AUGGCGGUAUCAGACGAUAGCCGAGACAACUCUCCUCUGACCUACGAGCCAGUUGUUCCUACAGAUCUCACCCGUGCCUCUUACCACAGUGCAAUGGGUCCUCCACCACAACACACCGUGCGAGAGACUCGCAGCGGCUCUGAUACGAGCAAUGCCUCGCUCAAGAGCCCGCGCACUGCUCGAUUCGCCGAGGCCACAUCAAUUCACUCUCCCAUCGAUCGCACAGAAGCUGGACAAUCACCUUUCGCCGACCCUCCCAAGUCUCAGGCGAAGGGAGAUGUUGGAGAUGUGGGAUUCGGUUAUGUGGCAGCGAACAAUGAGCAUGCGAAUGACCAGGUGCCAAUGUCGCCUUUCCGACCUGACCUGAAGGUGCCGCAGACGGCCAAGUCGUUGAAUCCGCUCAGUCCAACUUUCCGCGAGGAGUACAUGCUUGAGAAGCAAGAAAAGAAGGCUGAAGUCGAGAAUGCUCGAGACCUGAGAAUCAAACUCCGCGUCAGAAUCGCCAAGAUCUUCCUGCGUUGCGUCAAUUUCGGUUGCAGUCUGAUUGUGCUGUCUCUGCUAGCCGUGACAUUGACUGUCUUCAACGCAACCAAGCACCUGCCGACUCGUAACAGUCUUCCUGCCUGGGCAGAGGGAACCAACCCAUGGGCUCAGUAUCUCCUUCUGGGAAUGUCCUGCGUUUCCUUAGUCGCUUGUCUCAUCGUGUUCUGGGCCUACCGAAAGGGCGGCCACGGACGCGCCGAAAAGGCCGCCGUCUACUACACCAGCUUCUCGAUCGCCUUUUUCGCCGUGAAUCUGAUCAUGUGGGUCGUCGGCGCGGCAGUUUACCAGCACUCGAAAUCCACAGGGAACACCAAGGACAUGUGGGGAUGGUCCUGCGCGCAGAACACCCGCGAGGAGAUCUACCACAACAGCGUCGACUAUGCUCUCCUUUGUCGUCUACAAGACUGGGGCCUCGUCUGUGCCAUCAUCGAAAUCGUCAUCGAAAUCCUAGUUAUCCUGAUCUACGUGGUAGUCUUCUACCGCGUCUGGAGCAAGCGCAAGCUGAUGAAGUCCAUGGACACCCGUGACAACGCCCGUUCAGAUCUAUAUCUCGCACAACUGCGCCUGAAAUCUGCCCCGAACACCCCCGGCUUCACAGGUUUCACUUCCUACCCUCCAAAGACCCCAAUCUACGCCGUCGGCCCUGUGGACCCCUACUCGGCUGCUGAGAAGGGCAUGGCUCAACCCCAAACUACUCAGUAUGCCUCGCCGCGCUCACCUACCCGGCCUACCCCGUCGUUCCAACUCCAGCCGCCUCCUAUCAAGGUCCAGCAGCCAACCCCCCAGACUGCCCAGGAGGAGUUUGCUCCUCCUUCUCAUUAUUCGCCGUCGCCACCUCCUCACAGCCAGCGCCAGAGUCCGCCUAUGAACAGGGGUACUCCUCCCAGUGAGUGCACUUACGAUUCCGUGCCGAUUCCCGGCGCCUAUCAGGCUUCCACCGUCCCGGCGUACCCGGCCCCUGCACGCAAAUAA